This is a messenger RNA of Aricia agestis (brown argus), 940 nucleotides long. It is a transcript of the gene Rpp30, whose product is annotated as ribonuclease P protein subunit p30. Gene Ontology annotation, molecular function: RNA binding. Gene Ontology annotation, biological process: tRNA processing. Gene Ontology annotation, cellular component: nucleolar ribonuclease P complex. Bases 113 to 940 code for a protein of 275 amino acids. The transcript is spliced from 2 exons. NCBI's taxonomy places the organism in Eukaryota, Metazoa, Arthropoda, Insecta, Lepidoptera, Lycaenidae. The record is from RefSeq and is a predicted model, not a curated record.
UUAAAUCGGAUAUACAAAUAGUUGUUCUUGAAGUUCCUGCUUUUAAUUAUAUAUCCCGUUAUAUUCAUAAUACCUACUUAGUCCAAAACGCUUAAAGUGCACUUAUUGUAUCAUGCAAGCUCUCAACAAUUGGGGAUUUUGUGACUUGUCAAUAAACAAAAAUUACGAUUUUAAAGAUUUCAAUCAAAUUUUAAAGUUAGGAUUUCAUACUAUAGCAAUAAACACUCAUGUAGAAGAAGUGUGUGAAAAUGAACCUAAAAAGAAGAAAAAAAAGGGUGAUCCAAAAGAGAAAAAAGAUUAUAUACCAAGUGCACCUACAUUGCCUGAUGUGGGAAUUAAAAGUCAGUUGAAUAUUCUAAGCAGGGUCACCAUUGAGUUUUCAGAUUCCAGUAUUACGCAUAAACUUAAUCAAUCUGAGAAUUUAAAAAAUUAUGACAUAAUAGCUGUACUUCCUAAAACAUUGCAGGCAUUUCAGUAUGCCUGUAGUACAUUGGAUGUAGAUAUAGUAACAUUCGAACCAGAAACUAGAAUGCCAUAUAGAAUUAGUCGCAAAUUGUACAGGCAGGCUGUGGAAAGAGGGAUCUUCUUUGAAUUGAUGUAUUCACCAGCUAUAAAGGACUCAACAUGCAGGAGAAACAUAAUAAGCAAUGCACACAAUUACCAUGCCAUUGGAAAGUCUAAGAAUAUAAUAAUUACAAGCGGAUCAGAAAGCAGUAUGUAUGUCAGAGGAGUACAUGAUGUAGUCAACCUGGGUUUCAUUUUUGGUCUCAAUAGCCAAGAGAGUAUUGAGGUUUUAAAAAACAAUAGUCGUAAACUAAUACUUAAAGCAAAGGGACGAAAAUGUGGCAAACAUUAUAUGGAAAUUAUACCAGAAGAUAAAAAUGUUGAUAAUAAAUCAUAUUAUGGAAAAAACAGUCCUGGAAUCCACAGUAAUAACUAG